CUUUUACUGUGCCAGUCCACAUAUUUGAGGAAGUGGGUUGGUGCUUGGGGCCAUAUUAAAAGAGGUCUUAAAAGAACUCUUCCAACUCCUCAUUCUUCAGCUGCUGGAUCAGCUCUUCAGACAUGACCAGCACCUCAGGAAAACACAGGUCAAACAUCACUGCUUAGCUACUGAAGAGUAUAGUAAAAAUGGGGAAUCAAGUACCAUCAGAAAGCAACAUGGGCGACGAGCUCAGGUGCUAUAAAUGCGGUAGAGUCCUGAAUCCAUGCACAACCUUUGAUAAUUUAUACCAAACUACUAUUCACGGACGGACUGUACAUGUUUUCAAUGGAGGAGAAUACUACAGACCAGUUGACGAGUGGUUGCAUGAAUGCAACGAUUGUUUUUAUAAGCCAAUCAGAGAUUACGAAGAAAACAUGAGGAGGGAGGAAGAGAGAAGAAGAGAGGAGGAGAGAAGGAGACAGGAAGAAAGAAGGAGAGAGGAGGAGAGGAGAAGAGAAGAGGAGAGAAGGAGAGAAGAGGAGAGGAGAGAAGAGGAGAGAAAGAUGAAAGAACAACAAAAAGCAAAAGAGGCUGAAGAGAAGAGGAGACAAGAAGAGCUGAAUCAAAGACUCGAAGAAUCAAAACAGCGAGCUCAAGAGCAGUUCGAGGAUCAACUGAACAGCGACAUUUCAGAGGAACACGAGUCCAGGAGACGAGUUUUAAUCAGCCACCUGGAUGAGUUUGAGGCAAACAUUGAUUCAGACAGUGAUGGGCUUCUGGAAAUCCUCUCAUCAAAAUGCAGCAUCCCAGUUCAGAACCUCAGUCUCGGUGAGCUGACUGCUGAUCAGCUGGGGAGCGUCCUGUCAGCCCUGGACCAGCUCCUGUUUGACGAGUGGAUCAGUGAUCCUCCAACCCUUAGCACUCUGCAGCACUCACAGGUGUUCAUCACUGAGCUCUGUGUCCUGUCUCUGGAGAUAUCUGAGGGACUUUCCCUCCAAGGCAUCUCCAAUCAUCUGCAGUCCCUGGUGGAGUCCAUCAGCCAAUCAGCAAGCAAUGUUUCUGAGAGUUUCCUGCUGACUCAAGCCCUGUACCUGAACCUGACGCACUUCUUCACCGACCACGGCAGCUGUGAUCCUGAUGCAGUUCUCAUAGCCAAACAGUGGGCUGAGGGGGACCUUUCCACUGAGGAUCUCUUUCUCAUAGACUUCCUCUGCACCCUCACAACAUCCCUACAGAACGUGGUUGGAAGAGCCUCUGUGUUCAUUUUGAAGAUGGAAAUCAAGUGUCUGAAGCUUCUCCUGUUCACACUCACUCAUCUAAAUAACAAGGAAAUCCACUCAGAAUCCACUGAAAGGCUCCUCAGACUUGUGAAAACAAACCAAUGGACACCAACAGAGGCUCUGACUCUGCUCAAAGCACUGUCAGAGAAAUAUCCAGAGGAUGCUCCAAUAACUGAAGUGCUCACAAUGGUACGAGUGUACGACAUAUCACCAGAGUGGACAGAUGACUCUGGACACUCUCUCAUCCAGGCUCUGGACGUCGUUGGUCCUGAGAGAUUCCAACAAGACUUCAGAAAAACUCUCAGAGAGCAAGAUGAGCGUGGUCUAGAUUCAGCUCUAGCUGAAAUAAAAAUGUCCAGGAAUUUGGACGAUUCUGUCGUUGAUAUGAUAAAGAACAUUACCACUGGUGUCCUUCAAUAUUCAGAAAAUGCUCCAAAAGAUGAACCAUUUACAAAAGAUUCCUUUAAAUGUUCAAACCUGAACACAGAUGACAUCCAGAACUCUCUGUCUCAGCUCUGCAGAGCAGUUUCUGACACAAAAGGCUGGUGGCCCACAGUGCAGCAGAUGCUGAGGUGGUGUGUGCUGGUGCUGACUGAGAACAGCGAAGCACUAGAACUGGUUGGUGAGGGAGAGGACCCGUGUGUCAGAGCCAUGUUUGCAGCCACACAAGUCUUCAUGGGGAACAAACUGGACAUUGUCCUCGGCUCUGACGUUCACUCACAUGAACAAACUAAGGAGUGGUUUGACUUCUACAAGCACCUUGGAAUUUCUGUCGACACAAACAUGAACAAAACUAGCACAUCACCAAGGGAAGUCUAUGAAGCAGACAUUGUGUAUGGUACCAUGGAUGACUUCGUCUCUGAUUACCUUCAAUAUGGCCUGGAGCUGAUGGAAACAGGGAACCCUCUCCUCAUCCGAGGAUUCAUCAUUGAACAGAGAAGUCUCAGUGCUUCCCCUGACCUAGACCUUUCAAGGCUCAAGAAAAACAAGGCCUUGGUGUUUGCUGCAGAGAUCCUGCAAAACCUUGUGGGUAAUUUUCACACUGAGGAUAUGGAGCUGAGACACAGGUUUAUCAAGGCUCUUUUUCAGGUGCUCCACAUGAACCUAAACAAACGAGCAGAUGCUGACAGUAAAAUCAUAACCAUCUCAAAGAAAUGUACUGGAAAAGAACUGCCUCCCAAUGAGGUCUACAUUCUGACCAUUCUUGAGAAUCUCCUUAAAGAGUUUACUGGAGAAACAGAAUGUGAGAAGAACAGAGCAUCUCUGGGGGGCAAACUGUGUUUGGAGAGUUUAUUUGCCUGUGCAUUGCGGUUGCAAGCCCCAAAAGAACAAAUCAAAGAACUCUUCCAGAUGGUGUCAAAUCUUGUACGACAACAACUGUGGUCACCAGUAGAAGCUUUAAACCUCCUUGGUGUGUUGACUGACCACCAUCACGAUGAAGACUGUGUUUCCAUCGUGAAGAUUUUACAUCUGAUACAAACAUAUCAGGUGUCUUCUCAGUGGACAGAUGAGGAUAACCAGUCUCUCCUCGAGCUCUUGAACUCAUCUGAAACUGACAAUCUGAUCCAGCAUUUAGAAAAAAGCUUCACAGAUGAGAAAGGAAAAAGCGUUGACUGUCUCUUUGAUGAAAUACGGCAGAUGAAAAACAUUGAUGAACAAACACUGGAGAAAUCAUACUGUGUAGUAAAGACUGUGAUAAAUCUGAUUGAAUCUGGUGAAAUUAAAAACCACAGAGACGUACAGCAAGCUAAGAAUCGGAGUCGUAGCACAGACACAGUAGACCUUCAGGAGAUCCUGGCAGUCUUAUGCAAUGCUGUACACGAGUGCAAUGCUAAAGGGAAGUGGUGGCCCAGAGCCACUCAGAUGAUAAGCUGGUGCCUCUUGGCCUUGUCUGACACUGGAAAGCUCCUGGAGAUGGGAACUGGAGAAGGGAAGUCUUGCGUCAUUGCAAUGUUUGCUGUGCUGCGUGCACUUAGGGGUGAAAACGUAGAUGUGGUGUCCAGCUCCUCCGUGUUGUGUCAAAGAGAUGCAGAAGAAUGGACCGACUUCUACAAAUACUUUGGCAUCACAGUCGACACAAACACAAAUAAAACUGAAGAUAAAGACAGGAAACAAUGUUACCAGAAGGACGUGGUCUACGGAACAAUCGAAGCCUUCGCUGCAGAUCACCUUCGCCAGAUAUUUGAGAUGAAGGAUGUGAGGACUGAUCGCAAAUAUCAGUGCAUCAUCAUCGAUGAAGUGGACUCACUGCUGCUGGAUCAGGGAGUACAGAUGACUUACCUCUCCAGCCCCAUGGUCUCCAUGCAGCACCUGAAUGUUAUUCUGGCCAUGAUCUGGAGCCAUGUCAGCCAGUAUGGCUUCCUGUCAACAGGACACCGGACAUUUGUCCAGGCCCCCCCUGCUUCAUUCUUCAAGGCCAUUUUUGAUUCAAUUUACACAGAGGAAAUUAAUGAUCCCAUGGACAUUUUACGUAUUGCUGAAGAAUCAAAGAUUGUACCAGAAGGAUUUACAGAGGACAUCUUCAACAGUAAAAAAGAUGAACUCCUGAGGAAACUGAAAACUGUGAGUCAAGAUGCAGUGGUAGAUUUUUUCCAAGUAAUGGAGCAAUAUGUCCCCUAUGGGUUUAGUGCAUACACUUUAGAUGAAAAUGGACUGCUCUGUCUUAGAAAGACCAGCACAUACAACAACCAGGACAUUCCAGACCUUGCAUUUCUUGUUUUGGAGGACGGCUUGUGUUGUCCUCUCUAUGAUUCUGAAGAGAGCGUUGUCAAGACCAUUGCAGAAUUAAUCUCAGAGAAGAUUCAGUACACCCCGUGCACAAAUAAUAAAGACAAAACCAGCAUCCCUGGAUUCCUGAGAAAGCUGAUAGAGAAGAAACUGUCAGUGUGGGUUCAGAAUGCCUUUCUGGCAAAGAGACUGAGGCAAGGACGGGAGUAUGUUGUGGAGAAUGACAGUGUCUGUCCAGUGGACUUCAAAUCCACUGGUAUCAUAGAACUGAGUAAGAAAUGGGGUGAUGGCCUGCAGCAGUUUGUUGAGAUCAAACACCAAAUCAAACUGAGCACCAUUUCUACAGUGACAAACUACAUCUCUAACAUUUCCUUCUUUGAAAAAUACCAAGGGAAGAUAUAUGGAACAACUGGGACCCUUGGGAGUGAAACAGACAUGCUGUUUUUGCAGGAACUAUAUCCAAAUCUCUCAGCCUGCAGGAAUGCCACCUUUCAACCGGAAGAAGUUAUUUGA
Lates calcarifer (barramundi perch) is the source of this 4502-nucleotide messenger RNA. RefSeq lists its product as uncharacterized. Gene Ontology annotation, cellular component: membrane. Gene Ontology annotation, molecular function: ATP binding; ABC-type protein transporter activity. The coding region runs from base 189 to 4502 and encodes 1437 amino acids. The transcript has 2 exons. Gene Ontology annotation, biological process: protein targeting; protein import. Lineage: Eukaryota; Metazoa; Chordata; Actinopteri; Centropomidae. The record is from RefSeq and is a predicted model, not a curated record.